This is a messenger RNA of Drosophila obscura, 905 nucleotides long. RefSeq lists its product as uncharacterized. The record is from RefSeq and is a predicted model, not a curated record. Gene Ontology annotation, molecular function: transmembrane monodehydroascorbate reductase activity. The transcript has 3 exons. Bases 58 to 744 code for a protein of 228 amino acids. Lineage: Eukaryota; Metazoa; Arthropoda; Insecta; Diptera; Drosophilidae.
UUGCGUGGAUUUAGUCACUCUUUAGUUGCCCCACGCCACUAAUUUAAGCACAGAAUCAUGGCAGAGGGCUAUACUGGAGCCGCCGCCUGGCUGCAGAUACAAAGUCUGUUGAACAGCAUAAAUCAUAUGCUGAUUUUCUUGGUGGCCACCUUUUUCUUUGUGCUGGCCCGCAGCCUGGACUUCAAGGACACGGCAAUGCAUAUGUUUCUGACCGGCAUUGGUUUCCACGUCCUAAUCGGCCAGGCCAUGAUGUCACACUACAAGGUUAAUCCCAUUACCCGCUGGCUGUCGCACCGCAACAAGUCGCGUUUCCACGGCAUUCUGCAAAUCAUCGGCGGCUCCAUGGUCCUCCUGGGGGGACUGGGCAAGUUCUCCAGCAAGGAGGUUCACUUCAACACCUGGCAUGGGUGCGUGGGCGCCACUGCUAGCUUCUUCUGCGCAGCCAGUAUUGUGGGUGGUCUGGCCAACUAUUUCCAGCCAAAGUUGGCCCUCAAGUUGUACCCCCCCUCGGAGCUGCGUUUCCGCCAUAAUCUGUUCGGCCUGGUCACCUAUACGCUAGGCAUGGGCGCCAUCUACCUGGGAUACUACUCGAAGUUCUUCACGAAACAUGUGGACAACGAUUUUAUUCCCGGCUUGAUGCUGGUCACAUCGUUGGUCUAUGUAUUGACUAUCAUCUCGCCCGUUUCAUCGCUCUUGAGCAAGCUGAAGUAUAGGCAGAAGAAAAAACAGGAGCAGGCCAAGUAAAAAAAGCCAGCCACAUCUGCCGAGGACAAAAGGUAAGGCUACGGAGGCUAUUCAGGGGGAAACUUAGUACAAAAUAAAGCGCUUGGCUCACUGCCAAUAAAUAAACUUUGCCCGCAUCUCUAAUUGGAUAUGCAGACACCAAAAAAGGCCAGGCAUAUUAU